Quercus robur (English oak) is the source of this 1142-nucleotide messenger RNA. RefSeq lists its product as uncharacterized. Bases 162 to 920 code for a protein of 252 amino acids. The record is from RefSeq and is a predicted model, not a curated record. The transcript is spliced from 3 exons. Gene Ontology annotation, cellular component: mitochondrial matrix. NCBI's taxonomy places the organism in Eukaryota, Viridiplantae, Streptophyta, Magnoliopsida, Fagales, Fagaceae.
UAGACACCCAUAGCUGAAAUCAAAUAGCCACAAAUGUAAAAACCAAAAACUGCCCAUGUGAUAAACGAAAAACCUUUCCAAUUGUUCCUUAAACCCUAACCUCUGAUUCUGAGCACUCUCCAUCACUGUUCUUCAGGCACGCCUAAAAACCUCAAUUGUAAAUGGCACGCCUAAACCUAGUCCGACCCCUAUUGAGAAAACCUAUGUAUACUUGUUCUUCUUCUUCCAGAACCCUACCCUUCCUAAUUGGUGACCAUCAACUUCAACAACCCAUUUUCAAUAUCACUCUAAAAAAACACUCUCUGUUUCAGUUUCAAAGAAGUUACAUCUCCGAUAUGCGCAAAUCCGCCUUCGAAGGAAACAUCCUCAGACUCCUCCGCAACGAGAUCCAAUACGAGCUCCAACGCUCCACUCCCACCCAGCCUGUUGCGAACUUUGACAUAUUCACAAUUGAUGAUCGGCCUGGAGAGCAAUGGAUUAGAUUGAAAGGAAAAUUUAAAGACGAAGGCAUUAAAGUUGAAGUCACCAUGUUCGAUGGAGCCAUUCCUGCUUCAAAAUCGGGUGGUGGUGUUAGCAUUGGGGAUGAAGUCCAACUUCACAUUACCCUAAUUGUCAAUAUCACUAAAGGGGAAGAUGGUGAAGUCUUGGAAUUCAUGUGCUCUGCUUGGCCGGAUAGUAUAGAGAUUAACAGGCUUUUCAUACGCCGUGGUGAUAAGAUGUCAGCACAGCCUUACGCAGGGCCUGAAUUCAAGGAAUUGGAUGAUGAGUUGCAAGACUCACUUUACGAAUUCUUGGAAGCAAGGGGUAUAAAUGAUGAACUUGCUGCAUUCUUGCAUGAGUACAUGAAGAACAAAGAUAAAACUGAGUUUAUUAGAUGGAUGGGAACCGUGAAAACUUUCAUUGAAAAGCAAGUGGAGUGAUUGGUUUUUCAUUUUGGAUGAGAUUAGUUGUUUGAUCAUUUUUGCAUUUCCCAAUGGAAAUUUAACAUGGUAUGUCAUUUGUUGAGUGACAUUUGACUUAUACAUUAAGAUUUUUGACUAUGCCUUUCUUGUUGAUGGUGAUCAUCAAUGAGAAGGUGGUGACUGCUUACCAUAAUAAAAGGUUUUAGUGCAAUAUAUCUAAGAAAUCCUUUUCAUUUAAAA